Molecule: messenger RNA, 2987 nt
Organism: Bombyx mandarina (wild silkworm)
Lineage: Eukaryota; Metazoa; Arthropoda; Insecta; Lepidoptera; Bombycidae
Gene: axed
Product: BTB/POZ domain-containing protein axundead
Biological process (GO): neurogenesis
Cellular component (GO): cytosol
Molecular function (GO): protein binding
Source: RefSeq, a predicted model, not a curated record
AAGCGGCAGUCGUCCGUCGGCCGACCUCCUCACGAGUCUCCGGCUUGCGAAAAUCUGUUCACUAAUAUUAGCGGAGCUGUUUAACCGUGCGCACUCGGUGAUCGGACCUGUCUCCCGGGCGAGGCCGCGCAGGGCGGGCGGCGCGCGCAUCCCGUGCCCACUCCAUCUUCAAUACGACAUCCAUCAUACACACAACAACACUCAUAGGCAGUGUACAAACAAAGACAUAAGAAUAAUUUGUUACCAUCGAAAAAGUUUUCGCAUCGAAGUGUAUUAAGUAUUAAGAAGUUGAUCUGUGAUAUAUUUUUUUCCGGGGUCAGAUGUGAAGGGGUACUUAACUGGUUGCAAUCUCACAACAGGUAGUGACAUUUAUAAACAGACAAGAUGACGAUAGUGACAAACCCCGCACGUACCGAUUCGGAAGACGAGAUCGACAUUCAUUGCGAGAGUGCCGAGAGCUAUGGGAUCGAUGGACAAAUCGAGAGUCCCGUUGCAGAGACAGGCGCUGAUGAUGAGAGCGCGCGCCUGUAUGAUGAUGAAAAACGGAGUGACAUUGUGUUCGUGGCCGGAAUCAACGGUGACACCUGGCGUUAUCCCGGACACCGGCGCGUGCUUGCCGCCACUAGCCCGGUCUUUGCUGCUCUCCUCUCCGUCAAGAGUGACAUCAUCGUCGUCGACUACGUGGACCGGAGAGGGUUCGAACAGUUGUUGCGUUAUCAGUAUUGCGAGCCCACACAGCUGAACUCUGUCGCUACAGCCCGCUGCACGCUCGAUGCUGCGCAUAAAUUCUUGUGUCCGCAUCUAGCCGAACGCUGCGCUCGACGACUUGACGAGAUGCUAGACGCGGGAGCCGCCUUGGAAGUUUUAAGAGAUCUACGCUAUUUGUGCGCUCGGCUACCGGGAGCCGCGUCAGCACCUCCCCUCACAGCGCUGACCAACGACCUCGCGGCUCGGCUACUGUCACAAUGCUCUCGCUGGUGCGACUCUUUGGCUCAUAACGCUCUACUUGUACUCGAUGAUAACGCCGACGCAGCACUAUCAGAUGAGCGUCUGGAAGAAUUGACUUACGAAGAUUUAGCACUCAUCGUGAAACGGAACACGCUCCGUGUUUCGAGUGAGCUGAUAUUGGCUGAAGCUCUGGCCAGGUGGAGCACUGCAACAUGCAAGCGAACUAAAAGAGAAUUGACUUCGGCCAAUAAACGGGCCGCUCUCGGGGAACUGGGAUAUUGUCCACGUUACCUACUCCUCUCGGGCGAAGAACUGGACCGAGCUCUAGCACUAGAACUUUUGGAACCCAUGGAGAGAGCUUUGGUGAUUGCCCGUGCACGUAAGCUUUCAGCUCCUGUACCAGUCGGGGCGGAGCAAGAGAAUAUGUUGAAGCGGUGGGCCCGUCCUCGCCCCACUGAGCCUGCUGCUCUACCGGUACAUCUUAGUCCGCGGUCUAAGCCCGAAAUUGAAGAAGUUCCCAGUAAGCUUUGCGUGCGCCGCCCGAAGAGACCCAAGCAACCCAGCUUUGAUCAAGAUGAUAAAACAACAAAGUGCGGAUGUUGCGCUAGCUUCGGAGAAGGACUACUGAGGGCUUUCAUUUGCUUGUUCGACUGAAAUAAGGCUUCGCCGUCUUACGUGUAAGGCGACGAAUAAUAUCUAACAAAAUCCACAAAAUGCAUUUUUGAAGUAUGUCACGAAAUAUACUUCCAAAGGCCAACUAAAAUAUUUUUUCCAUAAAAACUAUUUAUUCUCAGACUUCUACAUGGCGAGUGUAGUUUGUUUGAGAUUAUUUUAAUGGAUCUUUAACGUAUACUGUAGUAGUUAUUGUGAAUAAGAAUAGUUUGUAUGAAAUGGGUCAAUAAGAUAUGUAAUUUGUUUAGGUAAGUGAAUUUUAUAGAAGUGCAAAGGAAAAUAAAAUCGUUUAAUAUAAUGUAUUUUAUAUAAAAUAGAAGAAAAAAUACACUUCGAUUUUGACGAUUUUUAUUAUGACGCAAUUAGUAUUAUUUUAUGUUUGGAAUAUUUAUAGAACAAUUGUUAUCUUUUACAUUAUGAACUUAUUAUGCUAUCUAUAAUUAUUAUUGAAAGGUCUAGUUAAUUUCGCGUUGAAUAGGUUGAAAAAAAGUCGGUAAAUGAUUGUUUUUGGCCCAUUGUUGGAGCGCUGGUAUUUAAUCAUCCAGCUUUGUUAGUUAUCUUGGUGUUUAUAUAGUAGCGAAGCUGUUUGUGUCUUAGAUAUUUUCUUGUCUGGAUGUUGUGAUACUGAAAAUUAAAUUUUUAAAAUAAUUCACAUAUCAAAUUGUUUGACAAUUUGCAUUUAUUUGGAAUUGCGGUUCUCUAGGAUCUGAAUGUUAGUUCAAUUUAGUUUUAGACGAUACUUUGUUGCAUUUAUAUGAUAAUUUUUAUUGUGUAAUUUUUACAUGAUGUCUCUAAUUUGUUGCUUGUUGUAGUUAAUGCGGUUCCUUCCAUUAAGUUUAAUUUUACAUUUAUAAAUCAAUGAAUUACUAGUCGUUUUUUUCAAGUACAUUUUCUCGAUGUAUGUUAGAUUCUAGUUAGAUGUAGUGUAUUCGAUGCUAAUAACUAAUGAAUUAUAAAAAGUGCGGAGACAAACUCCAAAGAGUAAGCUUCAAAGGUUCAAAAUUAGCCUGUCGAACUCUCAAUAGUAAAAGUCUCAUUUUGAAUGUGCCAUAUUAAAAUGCGUUAAAAAAAAGCCUAACAUAGUUUUCGUGUUUCCAUUUAAUGUGAAUUAAAACGUUAAAAGUAUUCUCUCCAUUUCAAAUUGGAUAUAACCUGUGUUUGGUCUUUAUAAAGCUUUUUAUGUUGUGAAAUUACUUAAUGUUAAUCUCUUUUUGUCGUAAUUAUAUCUGGAUGUGUAAUAGAUUUGUUUCUUAGUUAACAUUAAAAUAUAAUGGUAAUUGAAUUAAAUAAUUGUGUAUUUUGACGAAUUGAAUUGAUGUUUAGCUGUGAGCUGAUUUAAUAAAGAAUAAUCAUUAUCUGAUUUUAAA